Messenger RNA from Sarcophilus harrisii (Tasmanian devil), 939 nucleotides. Its product is annotated as olfactory receptor 51B5-like. Lineage: Eukaryota; Metazoa; Chordata; Mammalia; Dasyuromorphia; Dasyuridae. Gene Ontology annotation, cellular component: membrane. The transcript has a single exon. The coding region runs from base 1 to 939 and encodes 312 amino acids. The record is from RefSeq and is a predicted model, not a curated record. Gene Ontology annotation, molecular function: olfactory receptor activity; G protein-coupled receptor activity. Gene Ontology annotation, biological process: G protein-coupled receptor signaling pathway.
AUGUGGUAUAAUGCAAGUUUAUCCCCCUUUCUUCUGACCGGAUUUCCAGGCCUAGAGGCAGUUCAUCACUGGAUUUCUAUUCCCUUCUUUGUUGUAUACUUCUCGGUGAUUCUUGGCAAUGGUACCCUCCUCUUUCUCAUCAAGGAUGACCACAGUCUCCAUGAACCCAUGUAUUACUUCCUGGCCAUGCUGGCAGCCACAGACCUUUUAGUGACCCUAACCACAAUGCCCACAGUGCUGGGGGUCCUGUGGCUGAAUUACAGGGAGAUUCACCUUGAAGUCUGCUUCUCCCAGGCCUACUUCAUCCAUUCCCUCUCUAUAGUGGAGUCAGGGGUCUUGCUUGCCAUGGCCUAUGACCGUUUCAUUGCCAUCUGCAACCCACUAAGAUAUAGAUCUAUCCUCACCAACUCCAGAGUGGCAAAAAUUGGCGUUGGGGCAUUGCUGAGGGGCUUCAUAUUAGUAGCACCUCCAAUUGUCCCACUACACUGGUUCCCUUACUGCCAUUCCCAUGUUCUCUCCCAUGCCUUCUGCCUCCAUCAGGAUGUCAUCAAGCUGGCCUGUGCAGACAUCACUUUCAAUCGCAUCUAUCCUAUGGUUCUGGUUUCAUUUACCUUCUUCCUGGACUCCCUAAUAAUUCUUUUCUCUUAUAUACUGAUUCUGAAAACCGUUAUGAGCAUUGCCUCUGGAGAGGAACGGACCAAGGCCCUAAAUACCUGUAUCUCCCACAUUUGUUGUGUCUUAGUUUUCUAUGUCACAGUGAUUGGUUUGUCUCUGAUUCAUCGAUUUGGGAAACAUGCCCCACACGUGGUCCACAUCACUAUGAGCUAUGUCUAUUUCCUUUUCCCCCCAUUUAUGAAUCCGAUUAUCUAUAGUGUUAAGACUAAACAGAUUAGGAAUGGUAUCCUCCGCAGGUUCUGUCUGCCCAGAUUAAGGCCUUAG